Anarrhichthys ocellatus (wolf-eel) is the source of this 3078-nucleotide messenger RNA. Its product is annotated as derlin-2-like. Bases 14 to 709 code for a protein of 231 amino acids. The record is from RefSeq and is a predicted model, not a curated record. NCBI's taxonomy places the organism in Eukaryota, Metazoa, Chordata, Actinopteri, Perciformes, Anarhichadidae. The transcript is spliced from 7 exons.
AGCAGCAGCAGCGAUGCCUCUCAGCCUCACGCAGGAGUAUUUUCAGAUCCCCGUGGUGACCCGAGCGUACACGACCGCCUGCGUCCUCACCACCGCUGCUGUGCAACUUGAGGUCAUCAGCCCCUUUCAGCUCUACUUUAACCUGGACCUCAUCAUCAGAAGAUACCAGAUAUGGCGUCUGAUAACCAGCUUCCUCUUCUUCGGUUCUCUUGGAUUCAGCUUCGUGUUCAACAUCAUCUUUCUUUAUCGAUACUGUCGGAUGCUGGAGGAAGGCUGUUUCCGGGGGAGGACGGCGGAUUUUGUUUUCAUGUUCCUGUUUGGAGGAAUCGUAAUGACUCUGUUCGGUCUGUUCGCCAACGUCUUCUUCUUGGGCCAGGCCUUCAUCAUCAUGCUGGUGUACGUGUGGAGUAGAAGACAUCCGCUGGUUCGCAUGAACUUCUUCGGCCUCCUGAACUUCCGGGCUCCGUUCCUCCCCUGGGUGCUCGCCGGGUUCUCGCUGCUGCUCGGGAACUCCGUCGUGGUCGACCUCCUAGGUAUCUGUGUCGGUCACAUGUACUACUUCCUGGAAGACGUGUUUCCAAACCAGCCGGGAGGAAGGAAGCUGCUGAGGACACCAGAACUUCUACGGGUCUUGUUCGACCGGCCCGAGGACCCAGACUACCGUCUCCUCCAAGAAGACGAGCAGCAGGACGACGAGCCGCACCACUAAAACACACAAGAACCCCCCCUAAACAUCUGGAUGAUUCAGAGGAAACAGAAAGAGACGUAAGAGGAUGUGGAUCCCCGAGUCUCUGCAGAGGACAGUCGAGACGUUUAAGGACCGAACUGCAAGUCAAGAAUCACGAAUAUUCAAUGACGGCGUUUGACUGGAAACAUCUUCAAACUCUUUUCUGGUGACCAGAUGAAUAAACUUGGUGUUUGUACGUCUCUUAUAAAGAACUCACUGCCCUUCCUGUUGUGUCACUGCAGAACUGCCGACCGGCCUGAAUUCCCAUCAGCCCGUCUGCACACGCUGCACUUUCACCCGCUGCCUUUGUGGGUCAAACACUGGCGGACAAAAUGGAAACUGCUUAGCACAACAACACGUCUCUCUCUGUGGUGUUGGCCCAGAUAACACAACACUUCAUCAUCAUGACAACACAGCACUGAUGAUGCAUGUUAGAAUUUACAGUGAAGAUCAUUGUGGGUCAGAACAGGAACGUCUCAGAUACAAAGUGGCCUUUAAAUCAACUAUUAGUUCACAAAAAGAAGCAGAAACGUUUAAAGUAAACAUCUAAUUGUGCUGAUCAAAUAUUGAAAAUUAAACCGUGAAAGUGGUCUCGGUAAACUUAGUUUUUUCUACAGAAAAACGGACCAGUUCAUCACAUUAUUAAGAUAUUAUUGUAUAUAUUGUGAGGCUGCGUUUAGGCACAACGGUGCCUUUUAGCUGAAUGCUAACAGAGGCAUGCUAACAUGCUCACUGAUGGUAAGCAGGUCCAAUGUUUACCGUUAGCUUAGCAUGUUAGCAUGCUAACAUUUGAGGCGGAUGGGAUCGUCGUCAUGAACCAAAGUAUUGGACAAAAGAAUGAUUGGACGAGACGGUGGCGCUAAAGGGUAAAAAAAAAGUCAGGAUCAGCAAAGUCAUCAGAAGUGAUCCUCUGAGGAGCAUGAGACAUAAAGACGUUUUAUCAACAUGAACAUCAACUUUCCACACCGUCCACUCAUUUACAUAAAACAAUGACCGAGUGGCGUUUCAUCUCAACAGCAGCCUCAGGAGAACCGAGAUAUUUAUAUCUGACACUUUAAACUAUCAGCUCGUUAAACUAUUAAUCCGCUUCAGAGAUUUCUAAAUUGCAUCCUAAAUAAGCAGAAACAUUAUUCAAAAACAUUUCUAAAUGAUGCACAAUAGACAAUAGACUCCAGCUUUUUCACUUUUUUUUUUAAUUUUGUAAGAAUUAUUAAAAUGUACAAAAAGACAACAAAUACAACAUAACAAUAUAUAUUAUCUGAGACUGGCUGCGUGGUCGUUCUUCUCCCUCUGUGGUCAGUAAAGAGAGUCAGUGGUCAAAGUGAGCGGCUCCUCCACGCCGAGGGGGAACACGAGGGCUUUCUACAGAACACAAUAUUAACAUUAACGAUAGAAAAAAUAAAGGAAACAACGCGGUUCGAACGGCCGAGCGAGAAGCCGGUCGAGCGGAGGAAAAAGAAGAUCCGGCGCGCGGUGGAGGGACAUCUCUCGCGUGUUGCUGACGGCGCUCAUACCUCAAAUAGACGAGCAGCGCUCCUGUCGGGGCGCCGACGCGGCGUCUUCUACCACGCAGGAGCCGUGUUCGCCAGCCGCCUCAUCCGCCUGAGGAGAGACAGGAAACACAUCAACGACGUCAGUAGCUAUUCAAAACCUACAGCUACGACUCACGACCUCAUCUUUAUUAACUUAUGGUGGGAUAUUUAAAAAGAGGCUUUCACAAGUUUAAGGCUGCAAACAACGCUCAUUUAACCCGUCGUUCAUUUUAAUCAAGCAAUCAAUUUAGUCUUUAAAAUACCAGAACAUUUAGAAAAAUGCUCCUUUACGUUUCGCAGAGCUGUAAGUCACAUGCUCUUUGUUUCGUCUAAAACAUGAAGAUGCUCAAUUUAUUUUCAAAUAAAAAAAUGUAAAACGGUCAAAAGCUGCAAAAUUUCAACAUUUCAGAAGCUGAAAUAAUCUGUUUUUGUAAUUUCUGCUGAUUACUGACUUUAAGAAUUAAACAAAGCACUGCUUACAGUCCAAAACCCAAAUAUAUUCAGCUUACAGUUGAUGAAUGACUUAAUUGGCUGAUCAAUUAUUAGGAUUGUGUUUGUUGUAGAGUCCUAGAAAGAAUCACGUACUUUGACUCUAAAUAAGAAGAAUAGUGAAUUCAUCAGCAACUAGUUGAUCACUGAUUUAUCAUUUGGGUCAUUCCUCUGAAAACAUGCCUCUUAAAUAUAUAUAUAUAUCUCCGUUUUCCUUUUUUUUUUCAAUGACAGUAAAGUGAAUUAGGACAAACUAAUAUUUUAACAAUUAUACAUUUUGUAGAUCUUGUUUUGUCAGAGAAAAUCUAGAAAUCUCCAGAUUUGAGAGGC